Molecule: messenger RNA, 2259 nt
Organism: Amaranthus tricolor (Joseph's coat)
Lineage: Eukaryota; Viridiplantae; Streptophyta; Magnoliopsida; Caryophyllales; Amaranthaceae
Exons: 13
Coding region: 316-1962 (548 amino acids)
Source: RefSeq, a predicted model, not a curated record
AAUUAUUUGAAAUUUAUAUUAUGAACUAGUAAUUGAAUAAGUCAAUUAAAUAGACAAUGGAUACUCAUUGGCCAAAGGACAAACAAUUCAGAGAGGGAGAAUGGGGAGGGGAAAAAGAGAAGGAACGUGCAAGACAAAUAAAUAGAGGGACAAAAGAAAGCUAAGCUAGUAUAAAACAGCAGAGAAGGGGAGGUCUUCCAUUAUUCAUCGUCAUUUCCUCCUAAUUUGUGAUCGAUAUACGGCUUUUAGGGUUAGGGUUUCGAUUAACCACAAAUUCAACCUAUUCGGUAAAUUUCAGUGAGAUAUAGAGGAAAGAUGUGGCACGAAGCGCGGAGAUCGGAGAAGAAAGUGCACGACAUGAUGGAUGCCGCUAGAAAAAGAGCACAGAGAAGAGCGAUUUUCUUAGAGAAGAGACGUGGCGAUCCUCGGCAAACCAUCCAAGUUAUCGGUUCUCGUUGUCGCACUUAUCGUGAUGAUGGCCUUUAUCAAGCCACCCAAGAUCAGCAGGGCUUGAUUCCUUGGAAUGGCAAAGAGGAUAUAUUGAUUGACAGAUUUGAUGGGCGGUCUCUUCUUGAUUUUAUACGCGAUCCGGAUACUCGUCGAUUUCGUCAACAAGAGAAGACCGAGGAAGAAGAAGAAUUAGAGGAGUUUGUUAAUUUUGAGCGUUAUCGGGAUUUAAUAAAGCAUCGACGUAGAGGAUUUUCAGAUGAAGAGGGUUUGGAUCAUGUCAAUCAAGUAAUUGAAGCAAAAUUUGCCUUGCAUUCAACUUUUGAUAGAACAAGCACAUCUCAAACUUCAACAAACAAGGGUACUUAUUCUCAAGUGGGUUUCUCAUAUGAUGGGGAUGGAAAAGAGGACGUUCAUUCCUCUGAUGAUGAAGAUGAAGAUGAUGAGGAAGAAUAUGAAGAUGAUGAUGAGUUUAAUAGUGAUGAUAGUGAUGAUGAAAAAAUGGAAGCUAUAGCUAAGGACUUUGGAGUGAAAAGAUAUGGUUGGCUUGUGUAUAUGGAUAAGAAGGCAAAAGAGGAGGAAAAGAGGCAAAAGGAAGUGAUUAAGGGAGAUCCAUCAAUUAGGAAAUUAAGUCGCAAGGAAAGAAGGAAAGCUUCUCAGUUAGAAAGGGAGAGAGGGAGGGAGGCUGCUCGCACUACAGGAAAUCGUGUUCUUCAUCAUGAUCCCUAUCGAGAGUCAAGGCGGAGCCCUACAUAUGAUGCUUAUCCUCGUUCUAGAAGAUCAAGGUCACGUUCAAGGUCCUAUUCCCCAUCAUAUUCUAGGAGGCGUUCUCGUGGAUAUUCUGAUGAUGGCCGUCGAAGCAAGUCUAAGGCACCUAAAAUAGAAUACAUCACUGAGUUCGGGGGUUAUCCUGGCAGAGGGGAGUCAAAACUAGAAGGAGUCUCUCCACCAUCAUCUCCUCUUCAUGCUGAAGACGCAUCAAACCGGACACCAACAGCUCGUAUACUUGAGGCCUUGCAUAUUGAUCCUGCUUCUGGUGCAUUACUUGAUAAAGAAAAGAAUGUUAAAGUGGUAAAAACCCCUGCAAGUACAUCUUCCGCAUUAGCUAAAUUGAAGGGGGCCACGGGGGCUUCAUCAAAGCAACCACAUGAUGAGAAGAAAGAAACUCCUCAGGAGAGGCUUAAAAGGAUAAUGAGUAAACAACUGAAUAAACAAAUAAAAAAGGACGCUGCUGUAGAAAUGGCUAAGAAAAAAGAGCAAGAGAAGCAGAGGCUGGAGAAAUUGGCAGAGACUAAUCGUUUGAGUCGAUAUAGGCGUCGAAGCCGUAGUCGGAGUUAUAGCCGCUCUCCACAGAGACGACGCAGGUACAGCAGAAGCCCAAGUAGGGGAAGGAAUUCAAGAAGGCGCUAUUCUCGGUCCCGCUCUCAGUCGCGUUCUUUCUCACGCUCACAAUCGCAUUCUCGAUCACGGUCUCCCUCACGUUCUCCAAGGUGCAGAAGUCGCUCCAGGUACUGAUGUCGAUGAUGUGAUUAAUCUCAAAGAUGAAUGUAUGUAGUAUGUGUGUUAAGAUAUGCAUAAUAAUCGUCGGUAAAAUAUGCCUAAUGUAGGAGGAUAUAGUCGUGAUCUUCUUGGUGGUUGUAGGGGGUGAAAAAUAGUUUUGUAAGAACUAUGACACUUGUUUGUAAUUUUGAUGUGAAUCACGACGGUGAAACGAUUUCUUUUCCACUUUUUAAAUGUUUGUAAUGUCAGUUAUUGUAUUGCUGCGUUGGUGUGGAAAAGUUCUGAAUUUAUUGCCCCAGAUAUAUUGCCAGA